Helobdella robusta is the source of this 414-nucleotide messenger RNA. RefSeq lists its product as hypothetical. Gene Ontology annotation, molecular function: calcium ion binding. Lineage: Eukaryota; Metazoa; Annelida; Clitellata; Rhynchobdellida; Glossiphoniidae. Gene Ontology annotation, cellular component: myosin II complex. The record is from RefSeq and is a predicted model, not a curated record. The annotation marks the transcript as partial. The transcript has 4 exons.
GAGUUUAGAGACUGUUUUUCACUGUUUGCGAAAGAGAAGUUUAUAACAUCAAGAGAACAGCUGACAAAAAUAAUGAGAUCUCUAGCUUUCAGUCCAACUAUGUUUGAAGUAGAUAGAUAUUUUGGAGAACAUAGCAGAGACAACAGAAUUGACUUUGCCACUUUCAUUUCUAUUCUGGAAAAACAGUUAAAAGUUGAAAAAUGUCAGAAAGAUAUCAUUGAAGCAUUUCAGGCUCAUGAUAAAGAUGGAACAGGUUUUGUGCCAGCUUCUGAGCUUAGACAUAUAUUAACCCAGUUUGGUGACAAGUUGACACCUCAAGAAGUGGACAAGUUGUUCAGAGAUGCAGGUGUGCAAGGAGCCCAAGUCAAAUAUGAAAACGUUAUCAACUGCCUGCUAACGCCAAUUCAAGAAUGA